AAAUAUAGCACGCGCGAGCUCAGCUCCUCAACAAAGUCAUUGCUCUGACAGUGUUGUGAAGGGAGCAGAAGAGGAGAAACCUAAUCUCAGAAUCCAACAACACCUAGCAACAGAUGAAAAAACUUUUAAACAAAAGUCUGGGUGGGAGAUAUACAACCACUUCCAAUUUCUGCUGAUCGGGAUUUCAGAGAGAAGAAGCUGCUUUCCCCCUCUGUCAGUUUCCUGCAUGACUUCAGCUAUUGGCUAGUCUUAGGAAAGAAAGUGGGAAAAGCUUUUUCCUCUGUAUUCUUUUGGGCUGGAUAGUUUUCCAGGACUCGAGUCUGUUUUGGUCUGUGGGACAAGUCAGUGGGUUCUUCAAAGGAUAAACUACCUCCAUAAAGGACAUACCCUUGGUUAGACGAGCUGCCGUCAGGUGGGAAUGAGAUCCCGAAACCAAGGCGGUGAAAGUUCACCUAACGGGCAUAUCUCCUGCCCCAAGUCCUCUAUCAUCAGUAAUGCUGAUGAUAAAAGUCUCUCAGAAGAUGCAAAAAAGAAAAAUAAAUCAAAUAGAAAGGAGGAUGAUAUCAUGGCCUCAGGAACUGUCAAACGACACCUGAAACCAUCUGGACAAAGUGAACGAAAGACUAAGAAAUCCCUGGAGUUAUCCAAAGAAGACCUCAUCCAGCUACUCAGUAUAAUGGAGGGGGAGUUGCAGGCCAGAGAAGAUGUGAUCCACAUGCUGAAGACAGAGAAAACCAAGCCUGAAGUUCUGGAGGCUCAUUACGGAUCAGCAGAGCCAGAGAAAGUGCUGCGGGUUCUGCACCGAGAUGCCAUCCUUGCCCAGGAGAAGUCCAUAGGAGAAGAUGUCUAUGAGAAACCGAUUUCAGAGCUGGACAGACUCGAGGAAAAACAGAAAGAAACCUACCGGCGCAUGCUGGAGCAGCUGCUGCUAGCAGAGAAGUGUCACAGGCGCACCGUGUAUGAGUUAGAGAACGAGAAGCAUAAACACACUGACUACAUGAACAAGAGCGAUGACUUCACCAACCUGCUGGAACAGGAGCGGGAGAGAUUGAAAAAGCUCCUUGAACAAGAAAAGGCUUACCAAGCCCGCAAAGAAAAGGAAAACGCUAAGCGGCUCAAUAAACUAAGAGAUGAGCUUGUCAAACUCAAGUCCUUUGCACUCAUGCUGGUGGAUGAAAGACAAAUGCAUAUUGAGCAACUUGGCCUGCAAAGCCAGAAAGUACAGGAUCUUACUCAGAAAUUGAGGGAAGAAGAAGAAAAGCUCAAAGCCAUUACUUCCAAAUCCAAAGAAGACAGACAGAAAUUGCUCAAGUUGGAAGUGGAUUUUGAACACAAGGCAUCAAGGUUUUCUCAAGAGCAUGAAGAGAUGAAUGCUAAAUUGGCUAAUCAAGAGUCUCACAACAGGCAACUUAGACUCAAGUUGGUUGGGUUAACUCAAAGAAUCGAGGAGCUAGAAGAGACCAACAAAAAUCUUCAAAAGGCAGAGGAAGAACUUCAGGAAUUAAGAGAUAAAAUUGCCAAAGGGGAAUGUGGAAACUCUAGCCUCAUGGCAGAAGUGGAAAAUCUCCGAAAGCGCGUGCUUGAAAUGGAGGGUAAAGACGAGGAGAUCACUAAAACUGAAUCCCAGUGCAGAGAAUUGAGGAAGAAGCUUCAGGAGGAAGAACACCAUAGUAAGGAGCUCAAACUUGAAGUUGAGAAGUUACAGAAGAGAAUGUCUGAACUGGAGAAGUUGGAAGAAGCAUUUAGCAAGAGUAAAUCUGAAUGUACCCAGCUACAUUUAAAUCUGGAGAAAGAAAAGAACUUAACCAAAGAUCUGCUAAAUGAAUUGGAGGUGGUCAAGAGUCGAGUUAAAGAACUUGAAUGUUCAGAAAGUAGAUUGGAAAAGGCUGAAUUAAGCCUAAAAGAUGAUCUUACAAAGUUGAAGUCAUUUACGGUGAUGCUUGUUGAUGAAAGGAAAAAUAUGAUGGAAAAAAUAAAGCAAGAAGAGAGAAAAGUGGAUGGACUCAAUAAAAAUUUUAAGGUGGAACAAGGAAAGGUUAUGGAUGUAACUGAAAAACUAAUUGAAGAAAGCAAAAAGCUUUUAAAACUGAAAUCUGAAAUGGAAGAAAAGGUAUACAAUUUGACAAAAGAGAGGGAUGAGUUGAUUGGCAAACUGAAAAGUGAAGAAGAAAAAUCCUCUGAAUUAAGCUGCAGUGUUGACUUAUUAAAGAAGAGACUUGAUGGUAUAGAAGAGGUGGAAAGAGAAAUAACAAGAGGAAGGUCUCGAAAAGGACCUGAGCUCACCUGCCCAGAAGACAAUAAGAUUAAGGAACUAACACUUGAAAUUGAGCGACUGAAGAAACGUCUCCAACAAUUAGAAGUGGUCGAAGGGGAUUUAAUGAAGACGGAGGAUGAGUAUGAUCAACUGGAGCAGAAAUUUAGGACUGAGCAGGAUAAAGCUAACUUCCUCUCUCAACAACUAGAGGAGAUCAAGCACCAGAUCGCCAAGAACAAAGCAAUAGAGAAAGGUGAGGUCGUGAGCCAGGAAGCUGAGCUAAGACACAGAUUUCGGUUGGAAGAAGCUAAGAGUCGAGACUUAAAAGCCGAAGUGCAAGCUCUGAAAGAGAAGAUUCACGAAUUAAUGAACAAAGAAGAUCAGCUUUCCCAGCUCCAGGUAGAUUAUUCUGUCCUUCAACAGAGAUUUAUGGAAGAAGAAAAUAAGAACAAAAGCAUGGGGCAGGAGGUCCUCAGUCUGACCAAAGAGUUGGAGCUCUCUAAGCGCUACAGCCGAGCCCUUCGCCCCAGUGUGAACGGAAGAAGAAUGGUGGAUGUGCCGGUGACGUCCACAGGGGUGCAGACCGACGCGGUCAGCAGCGACGCCGCGGAGGAAGAAACGCCCGCUGUGUUCAUUCGCAAGUCCUUCCAAGAAGAAAAUCACAUCAUGAGCAAUCUUCGACAGGUGGGACUGAAAAAACCCAUGGAGCGAUCCUCUGUUCUAGACAGGUAUCCUCCCGCUGCAAAUGAGCUCACCAUGAGAAAGUCUUGGAUUCCAUGGAUGAGGAAAAGGGAAAACGGCCCGUCAAUCACUCAGGAGAAAGGCCCUCGCACAAACUGCAGUCCAGGGCACCCGGGAGAGCUCGUCCUCUCGCCGAAGCAGGGCCAGCCCCUGCAUAUUCGCGUGACACCAGACCACGAGAACAGUACUGCGACUUUGGAAAUAACGAGCCCGACAUCUGAAGAGUUUUUUUCUAGUACCACCGUCAUUCCUACCUUAGGGAAUCAGAAACCAAGGAUAACCAUUAUUCCAUCACCAAAUGUUAUGUCUCAAAAACCAAAAACUGGAGAUACUGCUCUUGGCACAGAACGAGCCAUGUCCCCAGUCACAAUUACUACAUAUUCCAGAGAGAAGACCCCAGAAAGUGUAAGAGGCACGUUUGUGGACAGGCCUACAUCCCCCAUUCAGAUAAUGACAGUGUCUACAUCAGCAGCACCAGCUGAGAUUGCAGUUUCUCCUGAAUCCCAGGAAAUGCCCAUAGGAAGGACUAUCCUCAAAGUCACCCCGGAAAAACAGACUGUGUCAACUCCAAUACGGAAAUACAAUGCCAAUGCCAAUAUCAUAACCACGGAAGACAAUAAAAUUCACAUUCACUUAGGUUCUCAGUUUAAACGAUCCCCUGGGACUUUAGCUGAAGGAGUAAGUCCAGUCAUUACUGUCCGACCACUCAACACGACAGCUGAAAAGGAGGUUUCCACUGGCACCGUCCUUCGGUCCCCCAGGAACCAUCUCUCUUCACGACCGGGUGCGAGCAAAGUGACAAGCACUAUCACCAUAACACCGGUCACAAACUCAUCCACCCGAGGAACCCAGUCGGUGGCAGGACAAGACGGGUCAUCCCAACGGCCUACACCCACCCGCAUUCCUAUGUCAAAAGGUAUGAAAGCAGGAAAGCCAGUAGUGACAGCCCCAGGAGCAGGAAAUCUGACCAAAUUCGAGCCUCGAGCUGAGACUCAGUCUAUGAAAAUAGAGCUGAAGAAAUCUGCAGCCAGCAGCGCUACCUCUCUUGGAGGGGGGAAGGGCUGAGGGCAGUGGCUAAGGGGGUAUGUUGUGCAGAUGCUACUGCUGCCGUGAAAACGAACCUUCCUGUGUUUGUGCCAACUCUUUACAUGGACUAAUUUAAGUUUUAAAUACCUUGUUUAUAAAAUAACCAACUAAUA
Galeopterus variegatus (Sunda flying lemur) is the source of this 4194-nucleotide messenger RNA. RefSeq names its product filamin A interacting protein 1 (gene FILIP1). The coding region runs from base 419 to 4060 and encodes 1213 amino acids. The record is from RefSeq and is a predicted model, not a curated record. Lineage: Eukaryota; Metazoa; Chordata; Mammalia; Dermoptera; Cynocephalidae. The transcript is spliced from 6 exons.